AUGUUUGUGACGGACACGAAGAACGUGUGGGGAGAGGUUCUGUCAAGCAAUCAAUUCGCUCGGAGAUGGCGGGAAUACAACCCGCAAUACUCUCUUAGCUUCCCGGGUGAAGGCGAAGAACAGGCGUGGAGGACCAAGUGCCUGGAAUUCCUUUCGGCUGCCCAUUCGCUCGGAGGACUUGCCGAGCUAUCCUUCGAGACAACGAAGUCGAACUACUCUGAUCUUGCCUUCACUCUAGGGAAUGACUCGUUUCGGUGGCGAUGGGAGGCGUUUGCCGUCGGGCCAAAGCUGUCGGCAGACAUCUUAUCCAAGCACCUCAUCCUCCCGCUGAUCAGCAUGGCACACCUCGCCUUCUCCUCCGCUGAUCCUUUGACGAUUAUCUCCGAGACUGACCUUGAGAAGACCGUUGACAAGGUCGGCAGGUCUGCCCGCCGCACGCUCGACACGCAUGUUCGGAAUGCGCUAUCCCGGCCCCUUCUCGCGACAACGCUGCAGCGUAUGUCAGCCGUGUUCAACUUCGUACCGGAUCUCCCCCGGAUCGCUGCAAACUCCGAAACCCCGGAUCUCACACCACCCGUUCCGCCAGCAACAUCACAAGGUCCUUCCGCUUCCAAGCCUCUUGUGCGCCGGGCGCCUUCCUCGUCGCCUCCACUUCCGACCAACCGAGCAGGUCCAAGUAACCAGGCUAAGCCGCAUAGUCAAGCCGGAGGAGCACGUCAGGUGGUCCCAACGCCACCGCCGCCGGAUGAUGACUCCGUCACUGAAGAAGAGCCAGAAGAAGAAGACUACGGCGCCGUCAGCGGGAAGGACGAAGCAGCCGUACACGAUCGUCGCAAUUCCAGCGUACGGAACAGCAGCCCCGUGCUUUCGGUACCUUCGAAACGUGCCACCCCCGAACAGUCACCUCCUUCGAAGACUGGGGCCAGCGUGAAUCAUUCGCCUCAGCCACAAUCGUCGUCGCCUCUCCCCGCACCGAAAACCAAGCGGGUGAAAGCGGCCGUGUCUUCGAGCGAUGAAGAAGAUAGCGAGGAGGAGCGUAGAAAGCGUCUGGCACGGCUCAAAGGAAGUGUGGCAGCGCGCGGUCCAAAGCAGCCGCUGAAGCGUGGGGGAAGACGGUUCUGA
This is a messenger RNA of Dichomitus squalens LYAD-421 SS1, 1122 nucleotides long. RefSeq lists its product as uncharacterized. Lineage: Eukaryota; Fungi; Basidiomycota; Agaricomycetes; Polyporales; Polyporaceae. The transcript has 6 exons. The coding region runs from base 1 to 1122 and encodes 373 amino acids. The record is from RefSeq and is a predicted model, not a curated record.